CAACUAGCCAACAGCCAAUUUUUCUCAUUGGGAACCCUCUUUUUGGCUAACCACUUUGAGGGGUUAACCCGAGUAAGCACCCGCCUGACUGAUACUAAGAAGGCGGACACAGCAGCUUCGGGACCAUUCUGGUUCAUGAAAUUGUGGCUCCGUCUUUACUUCCCAAACGCCUUUUUUGGCCGACUUCCUAUCACCCCGAAUCCUUACAGGUCUAUAGGUUAUGCCUUGGCCAGAUUAACUCCUAAUUCCUCUUAUCUCUAUCCGUCCGAUCAUGUCAUCGCCCAAAUCCUGACUGAGGACCGUAGCAAUUCCCGCUUCUAUGUCUACGAAACCCUUAUACAAUAUUCGACCGAUCUUUUUUGGCUUCAUCCCGACACAUCUUAUUCCCAAACUUAUCCCGAUCCUCUUCCUCAUCCGACCUAUCCCUUCUCUUGGGACUCCGCCAUGAAACCCCGAUCUCUAUUUUCUAGUAAGAGGUCGGACAAGAAAAACCACAUAUUAUUUUAUACUUUUAAUUAUCAGCCCCAAUUUUUGGCCCGACAGUUCGGUUGCUGUCAGGGCUUGCCGGGACCACUAGCCCAACCUCACCUUAUACCUCAAAGCCCAGAAGGGCUGGUGAUUCCCGAGCUUAUCCCGACCUACCUUUCCCAACUCACCGACUAUAUCACCUCUAACUCGUACUUGCCUUUCUGCUUAAAACCUUUGGCGACCGAAGCGUUUCCUGCCUGGUGGUCGGCUACCUGGUCUUUGAUUGCUCCCCCGACCGACCAAUUGGUUGGGAAACUUGCCCCACCCCCAGUCUUGGCACUGGGUUCUCCUCGAUUAGCCGCUGCCCCGAGAAGAAAAAGGCAGGCGCCUACCAUAGGCGGAUCCGGAGCAAAGAAACAUAAGUAGAAGGCCGCCCCUGCCAUUGAUAGGCGGGUCAUUGAGGAAUACUUAGCAUCUCUACUAGUGGAUACAAGCGGGAUGCCAAAAUACUUGAAGAAACAAUUUGAGGACCCUCAAUUGCCGCCGACCACAACCCCAAUUGUCUCUCAACCGACUGAGACUCAGCCGACCAUGGCUCAAUCGACUGCGGCGCACUCACCCAUCCAUCUGACUUCUUCCCAGUCAACUGCAGUCCCGACCACACACCAAACGGCUAUAGUGCCGGCCACCAACCAACCAACUAUGGUCCCGACCACAAACCAACCGACCGCGGUCCCGAACACAAACCAACUGACCGCGGUCCCGACCACAAACCAACCGACCGCGGUCCCAACCACCAACCAACCGACUGCACCCCCAUCCGUAGUACUACCAAUGACCCGUCGGGGAGAGGACCCGACUGCCAAUCAACCGUCAGCUGCACCAACGACCCCAACUGAACAAAGACCUGCUCAACCGGUCGGUCCUCCAGAAAACCUCUCGAUCGCUGGUCAACCGAUCAUCACACAACCGACCCCCCUGCAAGCUGAGGUACACCGACCGGAGGAAUCGGCGGGGAGGCAAAUUUCUCCUACAAUUUCUCCUCCACCUGCUCUUCCACCACUACAAAUGACUGAUGUGGUUGCAGCGAUGCCUGACCAAUCCGUCACCUUCCCCGACCAGGUUGCGGAACCAUCACAGGAACCUGAUGCAAUUGCGGUGGUGCUCGAACCCGACCAGGUCGCAGAAUUGCCCGACCCAGUCGUGGCACCACCCGACCAAGCUGCUGCCGCGCUACCCUUACAACCAGCCGCUCAGCCUGUUGGGGAUAGAGCUGGCCGUCGCUCACCGUCUUCAACCGGGAGAUGAGUCGGUUACUGGCCCGACAACUCACCAUGGUGCCUCCACGACGUUCCGACUCAUGGCCCCUUCUGAAGCCACGGCCGCCUUAAAUCAGGCUGCUCAAGAGAUGAACAUUUUGGCCCGAGUGAACCUUCUGACUCCCCUCAGAUCGAUCGUAGAACGCUGUGCCGACCUGUCUUUUGCACGACCUGAGUUUAGCCGACCUCAAAGCUCUAGUCUAGGUCGCAAUAGCCUUGUUGGUAUAACCCACACUGGAAUCAGAAGCUUCCCCCGUCCUUGAUCGGAUGAUGGCCAGGAUCACCGAACUUUAAGCUGAACUGCCUCUGAUCCGGCCCCCAUCAUCCGAGGCCACGUCAUCUCAACUAACUGCUGAUCCAGCCAGUCUUGAGGCAACAUUGAAAAAGGUCGAUCAAGACCUUAAUCUUGCCAAGACUACGUUGGACGAACUCCGACAAGCGAGACACACAUUAGCGGCUGAGAUCUCCCAGUUAACGGAAGAACUCAAACGCCUACAAGAAUAGCUGAAGUCCCUGGAUGACAGAAUUCAGGAAGGGAGUCGUCUGGUGGAGGCACAGUGCUAUACUCAGACGAGUCUCUGCAAGCAACUUCAAACAACCAUAUAAAUGAGACUCGUCCGGAGACACCAGGAAGCUUAUCAGCGUCGGCGUGCCACAAAAUCGGAGCUAAAGUGGACCGAUCUCCAAACUGCCCUUAAGGCCCUGCUUUC
Andrographis paniculata is the source of this 2497-nucleotide messenger RNA. RefSeq lists its product as uncharacterized. The transcript has 6 exons. The coding region runs from base 967 to 1776 and encodes 269 amino acids. The record is from RefSeq and is a predicted model, not a curated record. Lineage: Eukaryota; Viridiplantae; Streptophyta; Magnoliopsida; Lamiales; Acanthaceae.